This is a messenger RNA of Hippopotamus amphibius kiboko, 4203 nucleotides long. RefSeq names its product spermatogenesis associated 13 (gene SPATA13). Lineage: Eukaryota; Metazoa; Chordata; Mammalia; Artiodactyla; Hippopotamidae. The transcript has 12 exons. Gene Ontology annotation, molecular function: guanyl-nucleotide exchange factor activity; protein binding. The record is from RefSeq and is a predicted model, not a curated record. The coding region runs from base 906 to 2624 and encodes 572 amino acids.
GCCGGCUGCACGACGACUACUCCCGCCGCGCCGCCGCCGCCGCCGCCGGCCCCCCGGCCCGGGAGCUGUCGGACAGGGGCUCCGGUGCGGCGGGACCGGGCGACCGGCCUCCCGUGGAGCCCGAGCCCCCUCUCGGUCCUCCCAGGCCCACCGCGCCCAAGCCCCCCAGCCCUCGGAGCCCCGAGCCAGCAAGUGCCGCGUGUCGCAGCAGUGCCAGCGCGCUGUCCCUGAGUUCAGCGGACAGCGAGGAGGGGGCAGAGGGGCCCGCCCAGGGGGAGAAGGGCCCCCGGUGCUUGCAGGACGCGGGGCACGCCACCUGCGACCCAGGCGCUGAGGACAGCCGCGCCAGCAGCCACCUGCAGCCCGGCCUCGGAGGGGCGGACGGCCCAGAGGAAAAGACGGAGGAGGUUGUGACCGAGGGGUCCUGGAGGCCAGCCUCACCACCACCACUGGAGGAAGAACGGCCCGAGGCUCAGAGGGUCCCCAGGAGGAGAUGGGGAUCCGGCAGGAGGGCGCGGCCCCGACCACUCUCCGACUACGGCCAGCUGGUCAGCCGGAGUCUGUCCAUCCCUGAGGACUCGAUCGCCGCAGACCCCCAGAAGGAGUGCGCCGGGGACGGCGACCACCCGCCCAGUGUGGCCCCCACCGACCCUGCAGACCAGGCUCCUGCCGGGGGCUGCCCCCGGGCCCUGAGAAGACGCCCCAUCUCCGUGAUCGGCGGGGUCGGCUUCUAUGGGAGCAGCCAGGCGGAGGAGGGCGAGGCCCUGCUGCCCCAACCAGCCUGCCGGCCGCCAGUGCCCGCGCACCAAGUGCCACCCUACCGCGCCGUGUCGGCCCGGCUGCGGCCGUGCGCCUUCUCCCAGAGCACUCCCAUCGGGCUGGACCGCGUGGGACGCCGGCGGCUCAUGAGAGCGUCCAACAUUUCUUCAGAUGGCGGUGGGGAGUCGUCCGCCCUAGCGGAUGACAACGGCAGCGAGGAGGACUACGGCUAUGGAGACCUCUGCCGGGCCAACCCCCGGUACCUGCAGCCGGGCGGGGAGCAGCUGGCCAUCAACGAGCUGAUCAGCGAUGGCAGCGUGGUCUGCGCCGAGGCCCUGUGGGACCACGUGACCAUGGAUGAGCAGGAGCUGGGCUUCAAGGCGGGGGACGUCAUCCAGGUCCUGGAAGCCUCCCACAAGGCCUGGUGGUGGGGCCGCAGCGGGGACAGGGAGGCCUGGUUCCCCGCCAGCUUCGUCCGACUGCGGGUCAACCAGGAGGAGCCGCCGGAGGGCUCCAGCGGCACCCCGGGCGCGGCGCCGGAGGAGCGCCCCGAGAGCAAGCAGCAGAUGCGGACCAACGUGAUCCGGGAGAUCAUGGACACCGAGCGGGUGUACAUCAAGCACCUCCGGGACAUCUGCGAGGGCUACAUUCGGCAGUGUCGCAAGCACACCGCAAUGUUCACGGUCGCUCAGCUCGCCACCAUUUUUGGAAACAUUGAAGAUAUUUACAAAUUCCAAAGAAAGUUCCUGAAAGACCUUGAGAAACAGUACAAUAAAGAGGAACCUCAUCUGAGUGAAAUAGGAUCCUGCUUUCUUCAGCAUCAAGCGGGCUUCGCCAUCUACUCCGAGUACUGCAACAACCACCCGGGCGCCUGUGCGGAGCUGGCGGGCCUGAUGCAGCAGGGUCGCUACCGCCACUUCUUCGAGGCCUGCCGCCUGCUGCAGCAGAUGAUGGACAUCGCCAUCGACGGCUUCCUGCUGACGCCCGUGCAGAAGAUCUGCAAGUACCCGCUGCAGCUGGCCGAGCUGCUCAAGUACACCACGCAGGAGCACGGCGAUUACAGCAACAUAAAGGCAGCGUACGAGGCCAUGAAGAAUGUCGCCUGUUUGAUCAAUGAGCGGAAGCGCAAGCUGGAGAGCAUAGACAAGAUAGCGCGGUGGCAGGUGUCCAUCGUGGGCUGGGAGGGGCAGGACAUCCUCGAGCGCAGCUCGGAGCUGAUCCACUCCGGGGAGCUGACCAGGGUCACCCGGCAGGGCAAGAGCCAGCAGCGGACCUUCUUCCUGUUUGACCACCAGCUGGUGGCCUGCAAGAAGGACCUGCUGCGGAGGGACGUGCUCUACUACCGCGGCCGCACGGACAUGGACGCCGUGGAGCUCGUGGACCUGGAGGACGGCGCCCGCACCCCUGGCGUCAGGAACGCCUUCAAGCUGGUCAGCAGGAUGGGCGACGAGGUGCACCUGUUCUGUGCCAAGAAGCCCGAGGACAAGACACGGUGGCUGCAGGCCUGCAGGGACGAGCGGAGGCGGGUGCAGGAGGACCGGGCCAUGGGAAUGGAAAUUUCAGAACAUCAGAAGAAACUCGCCAUGUUAAAUGCUCAAAAGGCAGGACACGGAAAGUCAAAAGGUAAGCUACGGCGGCGGAGGAUGCCCCGCGGCGCCCCCGCUCCAGAGCCUGCGGCCGGUGCACCAGCGCCACGUCACGGUGCCGGCCAGCCUGCCGCAGCAGCAGGUGUUCGCCCUGGCGGAGCCCAAGAGGAAGCCGUCGCUGUUCUGGCACACCUUCCACAAGCUCACCCCCUUCAGGAAGUGACGGGGGCCCUGUGCCGAGGGGUCUCCUCCACACGUGGUGCAGGGACCCGGUGCUGAAGGCCCCUCCUGGGACGCAGUGAGGACCCGCCUCGCCUGCGGCCGCAGGGGCCCGGCUGCCCCCUCAGGGCACACGGCUCCGGGGGCCCCCGGACGCCCCCGCGCCCCCACAGAGGCGGCCGAGGCCUGGGGACCCGCGUGGGCUCCGAGGUGAUGCCGGACGGGGACCCGGGAGCGUCGCUGAGGAUGAGCUGCGGGCCGGGCACCGGGCGGGCUGAGGGCGGUCCGCUCCCGAGGAGGGUGGUCGGGGUCACUCUGCCUUCGAUCUUGAAGGGCAUGGGAGUGCUGGGGUGGUCCCUCUCGUCCGUGGUGUCGGGGGCCCUGGCAUCCACCCAGUUGCCAGACCGUGGGGCCGGCCUCUCCCGCAGGCUCCCCCGCCACGGGCCUCCGCACGUGGUCCAGGGUCCGAGGUGCGCAGAGACCCACCCGCUCCAAAGACGCCGCGGCUUCAGGGAGGCGGGGAGCCCGCUGCUGGCUGUGCACACGUGUCCCCGCCCGCGUGUGACUCCCUGAGCAGAAACCUGAGAACCUUCACACACGUGCAUUUGCAACUAGAGAAAAACCAGUUUCCUUUUGUCUGAUGAUGACGUGGACGUGCAGACAUCCCAGUGGAAACAUGUCCUUAAAGAGCAUCCCUGGGCCUGUUCCUCCCUUUGCCCCGUCCUCGACGAUUAUGUGACAGUGAUACGUACCUUCUUCCACGAAGAACACACGAGGCUCAAAGUUCCCGCUCCCUCCGCAUCUGAAGCCCACUUUGUCCCAUACCCCCCAGGCGCUCACGCCAGCCGUGCUGUGACCAGCACGUCCACAGGUCUCUGAAGAUCCGCUCCUCAUGAGAGAGACCUAGCUGAGUAGGUGCGGACUCAGAGCCGGCUCCUCUAGUGAAGGCCACGCAGCCGACACCUGCGGCCGUGACCUCCCUGCCUUUGUCUAGAUUCUAAAUUUUGAUGAAAAUACUUUUACACAAGCCGGGAGGGAACGGGCUCCGCCAGAGGGACGCCUUCCCGUGGCCUCGUGCAGCAGGCAGGGGCCCGCUACGCACCCUUUGGUUUUCCACUUGAGAAUCCCUUCUUGGUGUUGAGGCCUCGGAAGUUCUCUUUUCUUCCAGGCCCCUGCUUGAGAGUGAGUACACCUGUACUGUCCUAACAGAGGGGACGCCUGAGCUUCCAGCGGUGGCCCCUCCUUCCCACUCCCAGAGCAGUUCCCCAGGGAGAUGACGUGGACGGGGCUGCCUCUGGGGACCUUGGGGCCCCGGGUCCAGGACGGAGGCUGCGUCUGUGAGGAAGCGUCUCAGGAGGUGCUGUGGGUCCGUGUGAGCGUGUGUGCGUGCGUGCGUGCGUGUGUGUCCUCUUUGAAUAGACUUCUCAAUUUUAGUUGCAUUUGUAUAACUGACCUUUUUACUAACAAGAUAUAAUGAUAUAUUUUGAAGACCGUACUUAAUAUGCUUUUCGUGGGCCCCCUCAGCGAACACUGUAGGGCCUCUGUGCUAAAUAGAGUUGUUUGUGUAUACGGCCGUUGUGAACAGUUGGGUUGCUUGUUUGUUUUUUUUUUUUUUAAUAAAAGAGAAUUACUUUGAGGA